CGUCAGGUGACAGAACUGACUUUUGUGUUUGUCCUGCCAAACACGACGGCCUGUAAGCAUCUGUGGAAAAGUGCUCUGGAACAUCACACCUUCUUCCGGUUGGCCGACAAGCCAAAGCCGCCCACCAUACUACAGCGCCUCUUCCGUCUCCGCUCGCGAUUCUACUCCACCUUCCGCACCGAGUACCAGUUGCACACUGGAAACACUUUCGGUAGUCAUGGCUUCCGUCGACGAAACACAUCAACCGGUCUGUCGGGCAAAGGCAGCGCAGCCGGCUUUAAACCGCCCACGGUGUCAACGGUGACAGACAAACCGGAAAAUGUUGCAGUUUCAGGACGCACAACUAACGAACCUGUUGCUGCCGCAACUCUCAGUCGUUCGGUCUCAAGUUUCCAACGGGUACCGAGCAAACGAUACGCUUCACGCACCGGAGCCUCUAUGCGU
Molecule: messenger RNA, 444 nt
Organism: Protopolystoma xenopodis
Lineage: Eukaryota; Metazoa; Platyhelminthes; Monogenea; Polystomatidea; Polystomatidae
Source: the annotation of a GenBank genome assembly